Messenger RNA from Bursaphelenchus okinawaensis, 3385 nucleotides. NCBI's taxonomy places the organism in Eukaryota, Metazoa, Nematoda, Chromadorea, Rhabditida, Aphelenchoididae. The record is from the annotation of a GenBank genome assembly.
AUGUUCUGGCCAAUUCUCUUUCUCAUUUUGACAAGUUUGGCCCAGGUGUGUUCGUUUUUGUAGUCUACUUACAGUACAGUUCCGUUUUCAUGGCAAAAAACAGCUGAGUCAUAUUUAGGUAUUUAAUAUAGGUAAAGUGGCCAACCACCUAACAAAAGCUUUGUUUUUUUGUAAAAUUGUGUAAAUUUAAACUUUUUAAGAUUAAAAAUUAAUCAAAAUUAGAGUUUUUGUUAUUUACCGUCAGGGACGUCGUUUGGGGGGAGGGGGGGGUACCCCUCCCCCAGAGCCGGUCCGAAAAAAAAUUGCACAGGUAGGGCGCUAGGACAAAUGCGGUUUUUGGACAUUUGCGGAUUUUUUAAAGGGGGUUUUUUUUAUUUUUUAGUUUAUUUUGUUGUAUUAUGGUACUAAAGUGUAAAUUGGAACUGUUUUAACAUGUUUUAGUGCUAAAUAGUACUAAAUUUUAAAUUGGUACUGUUUUAUAUUUUUUGGUACUGAAUGGUACUAAAAGCCCAAAAAGGUACUGUUAUGUUAAAACCGCACCAAUUUAAACUUUAGUACAAUUUAGUACCAUACUACAAAUAAAUCAACUAAAAAAUAAAAAAAAACCUUUAAAAAAUCCGCAAAUGUCCAAAAUCCGCAAGUGUCCAAAAAACCGAAGAUCCGCAAGUGUCUAAAAACCGCAGAUCCGCAAAUGUCCAAAAACCGCAUUUGUCCUAGCGCCACAGGUAGGUACCUGUACGCGAAAAAACGAAAAAAAAUUUUUUUGAAAAAUCGGUCCACAGGUCCUUCCCUACCUGUGAACGAAAAAAUUUUUUUUCGACCUCCCCCUCCCCCAGAGAAAAUCCGUAGCGACGUCCCUGUUUACCGUUACUUCUGCCAUUUAUAAAUUGUUUCUUUGACCUUUUAUUUGUAAAGUUAUGUUAAGCAUGGCGCUAAAAGCAAUUAGAAAUCAGGGAAAAAGGACUUUUUCAAAGAGUUUUGGGCCAAUUGGAAGUUUCUUUUAUCAAAAGGUCACUUAUCUAUCUUUAACAGCCUUCCAUAUCUUGUUUUAUGUCUUUAGUUGCGAUUUGUUUACUUAUUUACAUUUUGCGAAGAAUUUUUGGAAAAAAAAUGAAUUUUCGUCUAGAAAAUGAGUCAUUAAAUGUCUCUUUUACGAAAAAAGUGUCAUAGUUUGUCUUUUUUCCAUAAAUUGCCUUGGAAAUGAAUUGUAAUAUUAAAAAUGUUUUUCGCUGCAAUGUAGACAUCGUGUUGCAAUCUCUCAACUUACCAUUCAUUAUUUCAGAAUGUGGUCUUGGCCGCAGAAUGUGAAGCUGCCAACGAAUUCAACCAUGCCGCUUUAUUGUUUUGUUUUACCACCGCCGCGAGCUUAAUCUCCCUAGUGAUUCUCUUCAUCGUUUGCUUCAAGUUCAGAGGUGUAAGUCUUCAAGAUAUAACUCUGGCCUAAAAGAUUGGAAUUCAUAAGACAAUAAAGAUGUUAUAUUCACCUUUGACAGCCUAAAACAAUAUAUAAUGCAUUACCUUCACUUUCAGGGCAAACUGCUCAGAAUCGAGACCCGACUGUUCACUGUGAUGGACCAGGUACUGCAGAAUACAUUGCCGAUAGUGCUGACUGAAGAGAUGUUAUACAAGAGCCUCGACUUGAAGACACAGGAGAACAUCUACCACGCAUCCCUCGCCAAUUAGUCGGGAUCUUAUCUCGGGGCUCUCGACUCAAACGCGAACUUUAACAACCUAAAACACCAUGAAAUGGCUCCGGUUCAACUGUUGUGUCAUAAUAUUCGUUCUUAUUUCUCGUGUCUUUUACAAUAAAUUAAGUUACAGUAACCGGGCUUUGGAGUAUUUGAAUGAAGCGGCCAAAGACUUUGUGUAUGGUGACUUUUCUACCUCGGUACAGCUGAAUGAGGUAAAGAUAAACAUGUUAUUUUAAGUUUAUGCGGCAAUUUAACCUUGAUUACGUACGGUUUUGUAGGUAUUAGAACGUACCAGAAGUCCUCACGUCAUACUACUUAAUAAGGUAAGAAAAUGUAAAAGAUGCUGUUCUAAAGCCCAAAUAGUGAUAUAGAAAUUUUUAAAAUACAAGGAAACAAUUUUGAGUAAUCUUGAGUCAAAAGUACUCACUUCGAGUGUCAUAUGUAUAUUUCAUCCUCUAAUAACAGUACCCACCAUUAGCACGCCUUAAAUGUUACUCUCAACUUUGUCUGUAACCUUCGCCACUUCAAUGCAACCUCCGGAGUUGUCGCCUUCGCUUUUGACUACCAUUCGUAUACUGUAAUGAAGGGCUCGUUUCCUGAAAUCAGUGUAAUUUACUGGAAGAUGAUGUCGCUAGUAAGUUUUACCGAGAUUUUAUGUAAAUUUAGUCAGAAAUGUUAAAAUUAUUUGCAAAAUUUUUCUGAAAAUUAUAAUGUAUAUCUUUACAUUGUAAUGAAUACCUUUACAGGAGGAUAGAUUCCAAGCCGGAGAUGGAAGAUACCAACUUUUCCAGUACUUCCGUGCACGAUUGUCAUCUUAUUUGAGUACUACAGCAGAUAGUUUCUGGAUGAUCCAAGCUGACACCAUCUGGAAGAAGAACUUCUUUACUACAGUUGGUAUGUUACUAUAUCGUGCCACCACCAUUAAUCUCAUUUACAGUAUAAAAUCUUUUAGAAAAUACAAGACAUUAUUCAUAAUUAAAAAUGUUCCAGAAUACUCCGACGCUGAUCUACUGUUUGAUCAAGAAGGAGAAGAAGGCCUAUUAUCCGAAAUGACAGCUGGUGGAUAUUACUAUGUAAAGUCAAAUGAAAAGUCAUUUAAAUUCUUUAAAAACAUCGGAGAUACGUUACUAGAAUACUAUGUGACAGACAACAACUUAAUGACAAGACAGUGUUUACUGCAAAUGUAUGAUGUUACCUGCAGAAAGAUACCAUACAGGUAAGAGAUAACAUAACACGUUUAAAAAUGAUAAUAUGACAGCUGUACCUAGUAAGCACUCCUUUCAUAGUAAAAUGAAUUUAAAUACGACAUCAAUGGCAAAGUUAAAGAAGGUGACACUUGCAGCACGCUAGUAAACUGGAGAUACGAACCCCGAGAAGACCGUCCCGAGCCACCGUUCGUCCAAUUCGAUGGGGGCGAAGGGGCGGAGGAGAAGUUCCUGAAAAUGAAGAAGGCUGGAGCGUUGUACGUGGACCCGGAAUCUCUAUCAGAAGAGCCCCGACCCGCCAGAUGUCUGCCGCUUAUAGCCACGGAACCGGGCCAAAAAGUUAAGGCCACAAAGAACAUUAAUAAGGCCAAUUGGGUGAUCAGAAGCGCGCAUCAGGCCACGGAAUGGCUUUGUCUUCUGAUUCCGCGGCUUCGGACCUUCAUUUUGGGCUAUGUCUUUCCGUUUUACGCUUAUUUUCUGGCCAUUUAG